UUUCAGUUACUGUUAUUGAGCGAGAUUUUGUGUCCUUUAUGUUGACCAACACCCCCAAUGCCCAUCUUUCACAGGUUCAUCGACUUCUUCAAUAGACCGGACAUCGACGGUUGGGACGUUCGUCAAGGUAUUAACGACAUACUCAUGUUCGACAUGGUGCCCGAUCCGAAGGUGGUGAUCGCCGCGUUGUACGCCUGCCGUCGCGUCAACGAUUACGCCAUCACCGUGCGCUUCUUGGAAGCCGUCAAGAACAAAUGCGGAUCGUUGGAGAGCCAGAUCUACCCGUGGAUGAUACAGGAGAUCGCACCCGUCCUCUGCGAGCUCGGCGUCGAUACCCCUGAAGGUCUGGGAUACGAUCAGCCCGAGCUGCAUCUGGACAGCGUCUUCGACAUGCACUGAACAACCACCGUUCAAGAGCAGCUUCAAUAUUUUGCUUCAAGUUUAUUUGUUUGUUUGCCUGCACUCUCACAAAAGGGUCGUUUCUAUUGAAUUAUUCAUUCACGAUGAUUGUUUUUCUUCUCUCGUCGUACUAAAAAUACCGCACAUCUGACCCAUGAUCUUUGGACAUU
This is a messenger RNA of Nicrophorus vespilloides, 569 nucleotides long. Its product is annotated as cytochrome c oxidase subunit 5A, mitochondrial-like. Bases 58 to 399 code for a protein of 113 amino acids. Lineage: Eukaryota; Metazoa; Arthropoda; Insecta; Coleoptera; Silphidae. The transcript has a single exon. Gene Ontology annotation, cellular component: mitochondrial inner membrane. Gene Ontology annotation, biological process: mitochondrial electron transport, cytochrome c to oxygen. The record is from RefSeq and is a predicted model, not a curated record.